UAUACAAGUUUUCUCUUCUUGCUGUAAUUAUUACUUUCCACUAGGAAUAGCCUUUCUAAAUUAGGGUUUUAAGCAGAUCUCAGAACAUUCUGUGAUUUCUGUCAUACACAUACAUAUUAUAAGGUUGAUAUAUAUAUAUAUACAUAUAUGUAUGUCUAAUGAUGGACAAGAGUAUGUCAAAUUUGACUUCAACAUCUGGUGAAUUUAGUGCUUCUUCAGGGACUGCCACAGUACUGUACCCACAACAUUCUUUUGCUUCAACAAACCAAGCACCCACUGCAGUAAAGAAGAAGAGAAAUCUACCAGGCAACCCAGACCCGGAUGCUGAAGUGAUAGCUUUGUCGCCCAAGACACUGUUGGCGACAAACAGAUUCAUAUGUGAGAUCUGCAACAAAGGGUUCCAGAGAGACCAGAAUCUCCAGCUACACAGAAGAGGACACAAUCUGCCAUGGAAGCUAAAGCAAAGAACAAACAAGGAAGUGGCGAGGAAGAAAGUGUAUGUGUGCCCGGAGACAACAUGCGUGCACCACGACCCGUCUAGGGCACUCGGGGACCUCACGGGGAUCAAGAAACACUUUUGCAGAAAGCAUGGAGAGAAGAAAUGGAAGUGCGAAAAGUGUUCAAAGACUUACGCUGUUCAAUCUGACUGGAAAGCUCAUUCCAAAAUUUGUGGCACCAGAGAGUAUAGAUGUGACUGCGGCACCCUUUUCUCCAGGAGGGACAGUUUCAUUACUCACAGAGCUUUUUGUGAUGCCUUGGCCGAGGAGAGUGCAAGGGCAAUUAACCUGCAACCCCAGCUCCAUAGCCAUGGCUUCAAUGCCCUAUCAGUCAAAACAGCUGGAACUGAAGAUAGCAUUAAUCCACUAUGGUUAGAGUUAGACCACAGACUGUCACAAAAGCAAAACCCUAGCCAAAACAUGUCUCCAAUAGCUUCACCACACACGUCUGCAACUGCACUCUUGCAAAAAGCAGCUCAAAUGGGUGUUACCAUGAGCCAACAAUCACCUGUAGCCAUGCAAAGUCGACCUGGUUCUGGUCUGGGUUUAGCUGCAGCUAUCACCUCUGGUUUCAUGGAACAGUACUCUUCUGCUCCUCCAAAUUCUCUUCUCAAUGAAAUGCUGUGCUCUUUGCCUUCUGCAACUGGGUUUGACGGGUCUUCACCAUUUGAACAGUCUUUCGAUAGGACAUGGAACACCAAAGGUGAUGGGAAUGGGACGACAAGAGAUUUCUUGGGUCUUAAAGCAUUUCCCGAUAGAGAUCAUUUCCCCAACUUAGCCGAGCUUAAUCAUCGUUUCAACACUUCUUCUUCAACAUAUGGUCAACAAAACCAGCAUACUCAAACACCAUGGCAAGGUUAGGUUAUGGUUCUUCAGAUUUCUCAAU
Hibiscus syriacus is the source of this 1383-nucleotide messenger RNA. RefSeq names its product protein indeterminate-domain 7-like. Gene Ontology annotation, cellular component: nucleus. Bases 159 to 1358 code for a protein of 399 amino acids. The record is from RefSeq and is a predicted model, not a curated record. The transcript has 7 exons. Lineage: Eukaryota; Viridiplantae; Streptophyta; Magnoliopsida; Malvales; Malvaceae. Gene Ontology annotation, molecular function: DNA-binding transcription factor activity.